AUGACUUCGCAUCCUCAAAACUCUCAAAGUGAAUACACAUUGAGAAAAAUGUAUGAAUUUUAUGAGGGACCAGUUUACAAGACUUCCAUUAUACAAGACACAACUAAACUCCGAGCAGAUCAUGCGGUACAAGAUGAUAAUGGACUGUAUCUUGAUGGACCAAAGCCGGAGCUGAUUAGUGUGGCACGGAAGACAGAGAUAGCCAGAGGAUCGAGACAGGAUGUAGAACAGGUUAGCAAAAUGCUGAGAGAAUACAAGAAGCUAGAGAGAGUGUGGAGAAGUCUAGAUAGAUACAUGAGUGAUACGAAUCAGAUGGAGAUGGCUGCUCUGUUUUGGCAUGAGAUCACAACUCCUUUCUACAUAGAGAUGGUUCCAGAGGCGAAUAAGAUUCUCCCUCGCUUCCUCCUCGGAAGCUUUUUCCUCGGAAGAAGAGGAGUCAGAAACUUCCUCUCCGUAAGUCCGAGUUGA
Arabis nemorensis is the source of this 468-nucleotide messenger RNA. The record is from the annotation of a GenBank genome assembly. Lineage: Eukaryota; Viridiplantae; Streptophyta; Magnoliopsida; Brassicales; Brassicaceae.